CCGUUUUGACAGACUCCUGUGCGCAGGCGCGGAAAAGUAGCCUGCCUGGGCCGAGCGGUGGCGACGCGGAGGUGUCUGUCCGGUCCAAGAUGGCAGAGGUGGAGGAGACACUGAAACGACUUCAGAGCCAGAAGGGGGUGCAGGGCAUCAUCGUGGUGAACACAGAAGGCAUUCCUAUCAAGAGCACCAUGGAUAAUCCCACUACCACACAGUACGCCAACCUUAUGCACAACUUCAUCUUGAAGGCCCGGGGCACUGUGCGUGAAAUUGAUCCCCAGAAUGACCUCACCUUCCUUCGAAUUCGCUCCAAGAAAAAUGAAAUUAUGGUUGCACCAGAUAAAGACUAUUUCCUGAUUGUGAUUCAGAAUCCAACUGAAUAAGCCACUGUGUUGGCGGCCUGCGUCUUUCCUUAAUUUAAUGCCCCCCCAAGAAUGAUAGUGUUAAUCAUGUCCAUCAGCUGGGAUACCUUAGAGUCCACUCAACCAUCCAGUGACCAAGGGUGGUCUGUAGCUCCACCCACCCCACCAGACUUCUCCCUCUGCUGCCAGGCGCCCCGGAGCUCCUGGGAGGGCCCUUUCCUCGUGUCCAGAUUUUGGAGCAAGAGCUUAUGAGAAACCCACACCCUGCCUCCCUCUGACCUUCUGUUCACUUUGUCAACUUUGGGGAAAGCUGUCUUUAACUAAAAAUAACCAAAAUGUUUACCUGCUUGUGUGUCUUAAACACGGGGUUCAAAAGAUGUCUCUCUUCCUGUGUAAUCACAUGUCUAAAGGCGGAAGCCCCGAUGCCACUCCAGCCCCAGGGCAGGCUAUUCAUGGCUGAGAGGCCUACUCCUCAUUGCGCUCCUGGCCACCCCUCUGAGCUGAGCCUGGGUUGUCUUCGGUUCUGUGGUUCCUGGGACUCUAGUUCCUAGCCACCCCCUUAUCAUUUCCCUCCCUUCCCAGUAUUUUCAAAGUUUUUUCCUACACUGAACUGAGAAAAGGAAAGGGAGGGGAUAUGAAAUGAAAUUGGGAUCUAAAAAAUGACUCACUUUAGGUGUCACAGCCAGGACUAGGUUUCUGGUUUGAAAAGCUAGCUCUGCGCGUCCCCGCUGCCUUCCCAGGAGCUCCAGAAGGUUCUGUGGGUGAGCUCGUCCUGGGCAAACCUGUGCUUCCCCUUGGACUGUAUAAGGGGAUCCCAGGACGUGCCUGCCACUGUGAGGCUGCAGGACCCAUCAUCCAGCGGCACUCUAGAAUCCCCCCAGAAGGCACACGUAUUUAUUACGUUUUUGUUUCUUGUUCCAGAGGGAAAAGAUUGAAAAUUGUGUAGUGCAAAUCUUGAAAUCCUUCAUUGUCCUUUCCCAUAAGUAACCUGUCUAUAGUAUUAUUUCUCCCAUCUAGCAAAAAUGCUUUUCUCAUUUCCCAGUGAAAUUUUAUCAGUAACAGAAGAGUGAAACAUACCCCUCGGAGCCUAGGGGUGUAGUUUAUGAGGGUUUGGCAAAAUUUCUUCACAAUUUCCUAUUUUAGUGAAAGAUCAUAGGAAUUUUCCACUCCAUAAUGCAUGUCUGUCAACAUAGAAGUCUUUUCAAAUAAUUUUCCUCAAAUCUUCAAGGAAAACUGAUUCUCUGGGAAACCGCUGUACAUUUGCCCUGUCCCUGCAGACCCAAGAAGCCCAUCCUGAGGAGGGGGUGAUGGCAGGACUGGAUCCAUCAUUUUCUCGGAAGUUAGCACUUGAAGGAAAGUGAGGUAUGCCACCAGUAUCUUCCCUUUGUUCUCUGAGGCUGGGGUCCAGAUCAGGUUCCCUGUCCUGGCUUGAGUUUCUCCAAGGAUAAUGGGGCAAGAAGGUCUGAUACACAAAUCAUCCAGAGGACGUGGGGUUUCCGGAGGAAGGGCCUCUGUCCCUGGGGAAGCAGGUGGUGUAGCUCCAGAGCAGGCUUUGGGGAUGUGGCCCUCCCUUCUUCAUGCAGUCCUUCUUACCUGCAUUUAAGCUCCCCAAACUUCUGUCAAGGUCCUGAGGAAAAUUUAGGCUGUCUGGCUUUGGGGAAAAUCCAUGACUUGUAAUGAUGCUUCACCGCCAGACCCCUGGGCAGUUGGGUUCCACUCUGAGCUUCAUUCCUGCUUGUGAUGCACCCCGUUUAACUCUCCAGAGGCAAAACCUCGGAACUUCAGUCAGUCUAAAUAAUAGUAAAUUCUCCAGGCCUUCUGUACUUAAAAGCAAAUAUAGAGGAAUAAUACCCGCUAGAGUUAGAAAUUGACAAAUGCCCUGGGCAUGGAGGGAAGGGUAUGGUUUCUGGAUUUUAGAAGUGAAUUUGCCAAAAUAACACGCGUGUGUCUAUUCCCACCAUUAUGGAUAUUUUAAUAUCAACAAGUGGAAAUAAUUGUAUGUCCUCUAUUCUGUAAUUUCUAGUUAGCUUUAUGUAAUCUGUCCAUUCUAUCCAUCGUAUUUUUUGAUGCAUUUCAAAAUAUAAUUGUAGGCCAAACAUUUCAACAUGCAUAUUAACUAGUUUGUUUUAAUAAAGGUGGAUAAGAUUGUUUUAAUACAGGUGGAGGGUGGAUAAGAUUUAAAGUAAUGAAAUGCAUAAAUCCUAGCAGGUACACCUGUCAACCCAGUCCCCCCAUUUCAAGAUCACAUUAUGCCAGAAAGCUCUCCUGCUCCCCAGUCUCCACCCCACUCACCAGAGGCAACACCUUUUCUGAUUCCCUUCAGGUAUGUUCUUUACCCUCCAAGGUGCACCUCCACAGGGUCCCUGAGCAGGCCUACAUUUCAGAUGAGUGGUUGCCUUUCAGGGACUGCCCUCCAUCGCCAGCCCUCUACCCCAGCACCUGCCACAGGCUACAGAAUUGUGUUCUCUGUGAGCUGGUAUUUCCUUUUCUCCAAAAAUGUGCUUUAAAAACCCUUAAGGAGGGCCUCCCCGGUGGCGAAGCGGUUGAGCGCUGGGUUGCGAAGCUGCCCACAGCCUAUGCAGUGCCGGUUCGAUCCCCGGCUGCUCCCCGGCCACC
Molecule: messenger RNA, 2975 nt
Organism: Talpa occidentalis (Iberian mole)
Lineage: Eukaryota; Metazoa; Chordata; Mammalia; Eulipotyphla; Talpidae
Gene: DYNLRB1
Product: dynein light chain roadblock-type 1
Exons: 4
Coding region: 90-380 (96 amino acids)
Biological process (GO): microtubule-based movement
Cellular component (GO): centrosome; cytoplasmic dynein complex; cytoplasm
Molecular function (GO): dynein intermediate chain binding
Source: RefSeq, a predicted model, not a curated record